This is a messenger RNA of Stylophora pistillata, 2447 nucleotides long. Its product is annotated as stimulated by retinoic acid gene 6 protein-like. Gene Ontology annotation, biological process: vitamin A import into cell. NCBI's taxonomy places the organism in Eukaryota, Metazoa, Cnidaria, Anthozoa, Scleractinia, Pocilloporidae. Gene Ontology annotation, molecular function: signaling receptor activity; retinol transmembrane transporter activity. The record is from RefSeq and is a predicted model, not a curated record. Gene Ontology annotation, cellular component: plasma membrane.
CAAUCAAAAUUGUAAAUUUUCAAAACUUCUGCCUUUUUUUGUUUUAAUUUUUCUCAAUGUGUUGUUCAUCAAAUCAAAAAAAAUUAUCCGUGGUCUAUAGCCAUAUUGAUCAAUUAGAAAUAAUUCCGACAAUAUGUCCAAAUCUAAAGUGAAUCCACAAGGCGCAGCCAAAUGGUGUCACUGCAGGAGUACGAGUAUUUCUUUGAGUUUGUCCUUUUUAUUAAACUUGUGAACCAAGAGCUCGCUUUCUUAAACUGAAGUUUUUCUCUCUGCUUUUUCUUCCACUUCAACAAGUUCCUCUUCAAACAUUUCUUGGAGUAUACCGAUCUUAAAACUCGGAAUUUUUGUCAAUGUCCAUAUUUCAGGAAUUUGCAAUUGUUUUUACCAGAGAAAUUUAAUAUCCAACACGGUGAGGAUUGCCGAGCUUUGUGUAGCAUCCAAAUGUAAAUAAUUUCUUUUUUUUCUUUUUUUUUUCUAUCUAUAACCUUAAUUUUAACAAUGACUCUUGACCAAGAGCGGGCAAAUAUUUAUUUAUUUAUUUUAAAAUCUAUUGAUUACAACUUUGAUGCAUGUAGAUAUAAAAUUUCUAGUCUUCUGAUUACAUUUAAAAGGUACGUUUAUUUAUGACCUUAAAUUCUACUUUAACAACUACUACCACCCUUUCUCUAUUGCAACAAAGAUUCUACUUCAUCGCCACACAGACUCUAAGAUUACAAUUUACACAAUCCUUGUAUUGUCAUGGGCUAAUUUUGGAAAAGUACCAGAAAGAGUUUUUCUCUAUGGCAAAUCUAGGGAGAGUUCCAACCAACUUUUGCCUUGCAUUCAUUUGGAUAAGGUUUGGUGUCCUACUCUAUCGUGAAGUGCGAAAGAAGUGGUCUUCAUCUACAACAAGGAGUGGCGAUGAAAUCUGUGUCACCCGUUUGGCUAGAGAGGCGGAGAUCGCUCAUAUUACGGAGCUUCUAAAUCCAGGAUCAAUUUGGGAGGAUACGGUCGAAAGAAACUGGUUUUCAAGGCAGCUUCGUCGUUUUUACAAACCAAGGAAAGACUUCAAAUUUUCGCCACAAUUCAUUUCAACAACGCUGGUGAGCGCUUUAAUGAUCUUUCAGGUUUUCAUGGCGCUUUUGUCUUUUUUGAACGUGAUAAGAAGGGUCUUUAUCCAAUUCUACAAAAAUAACGGUAACAGCAGCUUGGGUAAUGUUUACGAUGUCUUCUUUGGCGUGAUAGAAGCAGGAGUUGUCGUUCCUGCUAUCUUUUCUCUUUUGAUGUUGCUUCAUUUCAUGAAAUGCCACCGAGAACACGUGCUUCAGUUGUACCGAGGGCAGGCCACAUUUUCUCAAGACCUGUUGUUGACACCUGCGAAUUCAGUGGGGAAGAGUCUUCGAUUUUCUGGAUAUCAGAUCGCGUACACAUUGAUUGGUUUUGUGAUUUGGUCAGUUUUUCUGUCAAUUAUAGCCAUUGUUAUGACGAUCAUUUUCAAAUAUCCGAAAGAAAUUCUUGGCGAAGAGUUAUGGAAACGUUUAAAAGACUCUGGAAUCACUCUACUACCCACCUUGGCCUUGAUUAUUUCUUUGAUGUUGUUCCAGUUGUUUCUAACCCGUAUUGUCUUCCGUGACUCAACCUAUCCGAAUAUCACUGUCACGAUUGAUAACAGGCGGCUAUUCUCCAUCAUGUCGUACUUUUUCUUCUUCUACAACAUAAUUCUUGGACUUUUCUCUGGUUUCAUGCGAAUUCUAAAGGGCAUGCUUUUGGGAGUGAUAUUUAUCUCUCGUAUCGACCGAACAUCACUAAUGCAGGGUUUCCAAGCUUGGGACAAAGCUUUUGUGGCAUACCUUGGCUUUGUGACUGUGCUGGUUGCCCACAGACAUCCCGUGAUGCUGGUGUUCUGCCAGUUGCUUAUUGACAGACGAAAAGGUCACCAGCCGCUGCAACAGCGAUCUGCGACUAAGCCCGUGUAUCGUAGGUUCGGCGCCGGAACAGAACGCUCUGAAGGCUUUUGUCGGGAGUACCGUCAACCGCGCAUGUCUCAAAAGGCCGUCAACCGCUGGCUCCUGGCCUUGACUCUCUUGCGCAACCCAUCUCUUAUCAAGUACCGCUGCCAAGGCCACCAUGUCACGGCGACUGUUGUGACUCUGGGAAGCGUCAAGUUUGACGUUCCAGUGUAAAAGUGUCAGACUAACUCAUAGGAAAGAACAUUGUUCGCUUUGUAUAGUUCAUUUGCCGGAGAUCUGCUGUAGUUUGGGGUAUCACAAAAUUUAAGGGUCUCCUUCGUUAGUGACUAUAGUAUAAUAGACACUGUAUCUGGAUGGUUUUUUUUUUGGUUGUUGUGUUGUUUUGUUUUGUUUUUUUUUUUUUAUUUUGUUGAGUCAAAAUGUUCCUCCCUUAAUUACAACUACCCUAAAUUUUGGGCUAAGCUUUAUUAAACACGGACCAAUACUCAUGGUCUUAAA